AAGGGCGGGGCUUCUGCUUCCGGUGGGGCCGUCUCUAGAGCAGAGAUGGCGGCGACAGCGGCCGAAGAUGCGGCCUCUGGCUCUGGAGAGCCCCGGGAUGAGGCGGAAGCUCCGGGCCCCGCCUGGGAUGAGUCACAGCUACGAAGUUACAGCUUUCCGACCCGGCCCAUCCCACGUCUGAGCCAGAGUGACCCCCGGGCGGAAGAGCUGAUCGAAAAUGAGGAGCCUGUGGUGCUGACCGACACAAACCUUGUGUAUCCUGCUCUGAAGUGGGACCUAGAAUACCUGCAAGAGAAUAUUGGCAACGGAGAUUUCUCUGUGUACAGUGCCAGCACCCAUAAGUUCCUAUACUAUGAUGAAAAGAAGAUGGCUAAUUUCCAGAACUUUAAGCCAAGGUCCAACAGGGAGGAAAUUAAAUUUCAUGAGUUUGUUGAGAAACUACAGGACAUACAGCAGCGUGGGGGAGAAGAGCGGUUGUAUCUGCAGCAAACGCUCAAUGACACCGUGGGGAGGAAGAUUGUCAUGGACUUCUUGGGUUUUAACUGGAACUGGAUUAAUAAGCAACAGGGAAAACGUGGCUGGGGGCAACUGACCUCUAACCUGCUGCUCAUUGGCAUGGAAGGAAAUGUGACACCUGCUCACUAUGAUGAACAACAGAACUUCUUUGCCCAGAUAAAAGGCCACAAGCGUUGCAUCUUAUUCCCUCCAGAUCAGUUUGAGUGCCUCUAUCCAUACCCUGUCCAUCAUCCCUGUGACAGGCAGAGCCAGGUGGACUUUGACAAUCCUGACUACGAGAGUUUCCCCAAUUUCCGAAAUGUGGUUGGUUAUGAAACAGUGGUGGGCCCUGGUGAUGUUCUGUACAUCCCAAUGUACUGGUGGCACCACAUAGAGUCAUUACUAAAUGGGGGAAUUACCAUCACUGUGAACUUCUGGUAUAAGGGGGCUCCUACCCCUAAGAGAAUUGAAUAUCCUCUCAAAGCUCAUCAGAAAGUAGCCAUCAUGAGAAACAUCGAGAAGAUGCUUGGAGAGGCCUUGGGGAAUCCACAGGAGGUGGGGCCUUUGUUGAACACCAUGAUUAAAGGCCGUUACAACUAACCUGCAGAGGUCAAGGCCUCCUGCCGGGGGACCGCUAGCUCGUCCACAUGCUUCGUUGAUGAGGACAGGACACUCCAAGCACUAGUAUUGCACGCUGCACUUAAUGGACUGGACUCUUGCCAUGGCCCUGGAGGCAGGUGUUUGGGGCGAGGCAGGGUAGUUGACUCCACUCCCAUUUGGAAAGUUUUCUCACACUUGCCUCUUGAGCCCCAGAACCUUCCCUCUUCACCCCCCUAAAGUCCUGCAUCAGUGUGUGGAGUCCCAGCUUCUGGUUGUCAUCAUGUCUGUGUUAGUCUGUCAACCUCAGGGUGUGUGUGUGUGUACAUGUGUUCAUAAGCAUGUGUAUACACACACAUGCAUGUAUCUGUUCCUUGUUCCUCUUCCUGGGUCAGGAUAUCACUUCUGGCUCUCAGCUCCUGUCUCCUGAAGCCUCAGUGCCUCAGCCUGAGAGAGGAGAUGCUCCUGUAUCCCUACUACAUUUGGGGUGUGGUGCCAGAAUGAAUCUGCUCAUCAGUCUGCCUCUGGCAGUUUUUGUAGCGUAGUCAGGCUACAGGCCAGGUAGCAAUAGCUGCUGGGUCCCUAAUGGGGACACUGAGAAGGAGCCUUGUCUUUGGGAGCCAGAUAGCUUUCUAGUGGAUGAGGAUUAGAUAGGGUUCCGGUUGAGAGCUACAAACUCAAGCCAUACAUAGAAGGAAACCUUGGGAACCUAAGAUCAGAGGAUUGUGCGUAUGUUCCAAACUACAGACACACGCAGCUGUUCUUUCAGUACCAGCUCUUGCCCCUUUGCUAGGCAUUGAGGGAGUUCUCCUAGCUCUGACUUCUUUGGGCUCCAGGGGUAUGAACUUCUGCAUGUGUGUGUACACAUAUGCACACGUGUGUGUGUGUUCACACUUCCCACCCUUCUUGCUUACCAAGGUUCUUUACUGCUUACCUUGUCCAAUGUGACAGGGCAGUGUGAACCCCAGAUACUGCCUGACUUAGCCUCUAGCUUUUGAACUCGGAUUUUAGCCAUCCUAUCUUGGUCAGAUCUCACUGCAGCCUACCUAAAGCUGACUGGCUUGAGCCUCCAGGUCGUCUGUCUUUCCCUGUCCAGGCCACAUCCCCUGCACCUGCUGAGCUUCUUGGCUGAGUAGAUGAAAUGGGAUCAGACUUAGGCAGCUAACUCAGUACCUUUCGUCCACCUCAGGGCAAGGGCAAAAGUGUCCUCUUGCCUCUUGGAGCCAGCACUUCUGCCAGACCCAGCACAACGUCGUAUGCCAGCUAGUGUAGGACGGCUGGUGGAGGGCGUGGGGAUAGAACCCGCUUUUCUGUUGGUAGCUAUUUAGGGAGCCCUCCUCAGGGCUGCAGCUUACAGCUGGGCAGCGCAGUGUUACACAGCAGAGUGCCAUCGUUCACGUUUGCUCAGAGGGAAUGGGGCCCCUGCAGUUUGGCAGAGUGGUGGCCCUGUGUCCACUUACCUCAAGUCCCUUCUCCUUCAUCUUGUUCUCUAAAGUCUGAGUUGGAAGUCUAAUUUUCGUCCCUUCUUCCCCACUUUUUUACUCCCAUCCCCCUGAGUUUGACCUCUAGUGUCUGAGCUGUGGCUCUUAGCCAUGACGUUCAGCUUACAAUGCCCCAUGGACUGAGAAGGUGCAUGCAUAUGCCUGUGCAUACCUGUGUAUGUAUUUUGGGGAGGGGUCUUUUGUCCCCCAUUCUGGGGGCUUUAAUGCAAUGUGGGUGUACAGACCUGGAACCUUCUCAAGUAUAGCUCUUCAAGUACAGCCAGUGCUGGGCAGUGUGACUGUAGUAAACUCCAUGGCCUCCAUCUCUUCUGGGAACAAGGAGGGCAGCAGGAAGACAGGCCAGGGCAGGCUCUUGUCUUCGUUCUCAGCAGGUCUGUCUUCCCGCCUCCGCCCUUAAAGGUGCUGGCAUGUGCAGGAGGGAACCCUUCAUGGUACUGUGCCUCAUACAGCUCUGAUCUAGGGUGGCUGGGGGCAAGGAGAGAGAAGGUCAAUUUUGGGACGGUGGCAGGAUUGGUCUUGAUGCUGGUAUGAUGUGAUAGCUACCUGAUCUUAGACACCUGGUGUGUGCCUGUUGCCUUUAGCUCUGUCCCCCACAGUCCUGCAUGGUGGCUUCUCCCUCCCUCGAUGAAGAAACAGCCCAGAGCGGAUGAAGCGUGACAGUCAAGGUCACACCAGUCUGCUUGGCUGGAACCCACCCUACCCUGCUCCUCCCUCAUUUCUUCUGAACCUUUCCUCGGUCCUCUUCCUAGUCAGUGUGCAAGCAGGCUCAGGCAAGAGGGUGUGGAAAGCUGAAAGCCUCUGGAGGCUCCAGCUGGAGACAUGGAAGCUGGAAAGCCAUCUUAACUGUAGAGGAGUGAGAUCUGCUGGGGAGAGGGGUACUGUGUACCCUUGAAUGUAGGUCCCAUAGCUCCUCUCAGCAUGCCUCAGCUUCAGAGUUGAAGUAGUUCUAGAUCACGGGAUUCAUGUUCCGCUGUGUCUCUUCCUCCUGGAGAUGAGAUGCAUGUUCUUCUCUCACCUAGGUUAGUGCUGUUUGGGUUCACACUCGGCUUGAGCAGAGGAAACAGUGCUGCUGCAGUGUUACCCAUUCUAACCCGCAGCAUGGGAGUCGGGUGUGCCAAGGAAGGUGGAGACUUGGGCUUGUCUAGGGGUCAGCCAUGUUGCAAGAUCCCAUUUUUAUACCAGCACUGCAGUGAAAACUACUGUUUUGUGAAAUCAAAUAUUUGCUGGGGGGUUGGAGUUAUGGGGUGGAGGAGGGGCUCUUCUGGGCAUCAGUUGAGCAGAUGCCCAGGAUGCCUGGGGGAGACCAGCUUCCCCUACAAAUCAGAGCUCUAAAUUACAAGGUUUUUACCAACGCGAACAGUUGGGGGAAGUCGUCUGCUCUCAUUUGCGUAAUGGUUUCUGUCACUGGUGAUUAGACACAGGAUGAAGGAAAAGAAAUUUGACAAUUAGGAAUGAGCCAUCAUUAAUCUGAAUCUGUUAGGAGACGGAGUGGGGAAGGAUCCUUACUAGUGGGCCAGCCCAGGAUGGGGAGACACUCCCUAUCUCUGACCCGCAGUACCUUCUGGGCCAAGUACCCUUUUGGAGUUCCCACAAGUGUGGGUGGAGCUUGCAUGCUUUCACAGGCUAGGAGUCCAAUCCCAGCUUGAGAUGGACUUAGAAACAGACAUCAUUCUGCAUGAGCCAACAAAGUUAAAGAUAGAUAAGUAAGUAUUAAAUACAAGCCCUAGGGCAAGGACUAACAAUAGGGUGGUUUUGGUGUGUGCUUACUGUUAUUUCUGUAAUAGUCAGCACUGCUGGUCUCCCAGCUGUGGCCAGCACUUCCGGUUGUACAGGACACCUGCUCUUUAUCAACCCUAGGCACGUCCGGGAAUUGGAAAGGAAACAUCUGAAAGUAGGGAGCUGAGAUCUGGGCAAGGUGGGCACUGUUAGAGGAAGAGGAUGGGACAGCAUGGGGCUCCCGGGAAGAUACUUACCCUUCAAGCCGCUCAGCAACGUUGACUUACUCUGCAUGAAUACAUCUGUGGCUGUGGGGACAUCGAGGUUCCUGCCUCCAAGACUAGUGACACAGUGACAUGGCUAACUAUUAAUGAGGUGUGGAGAAUCCAGCUUAGAUCUUCCGGUGUCCCUGAUUUACCUCAUUGUUCACUCUCUGUCCCUUAGAUGCCUAAGGCAAUAUCAGUCUGCACCAAGAAGUAGUCCUCAUGCUUAGUGUGUCCCUCAGACCCCAGGCCCUCAAGGAUUAGGAUGGGUUUCUGUCUCCUUCACAAUGUGAACUUCCCAAGGAUGGUGCUAUCUCACUCCUUGGUAAGUUCCCUACCUCUGUUGUCUUUCACCCUUCAGAACUUGGUGCAGAAUUGAGCAAGGGCUACCAGCAGCGACCCUCUGACCAGUUUUUCUAGAUGGGGUAGGUGUGGGGAUGGAUAGAAGUAGCUCAGGUUCUGUAGAGAGGCCCAGGCCUUUCCUGUUCCUACCUGUUUCUCUUGGUGUCCUCUUAAUGCACCUCUAAAUGGGUCUUUGGGCUUGCUCCUCCCCAGGCUUUCAGUGACCUCUUUACCAAGGCUAUUCCUCAGAGAAACUCUGGUUACAAGUGCUGGACUGCUUGGCUCUAGGGUCUGUCUCCACAGGGUUCUCCCUGUUCCCUCUUCAUUUCUGACCUCAGGUAGCUAGCUCCAUUGACUUGUCCCUGGUUAGUCUGUGUUCUGUCUGCUCUUGCCAUUCCUUUGUCUUUACAUGCUGGUUCAGCUUGUCUCAGUCUGCUGGUCCUUUUCUGCCUGUCCUUCGGUCAGCUCUGUUUAAUUAAAGGUCCAUGGGGUCCUGAGUGGAGCCCAGCUGAUUACUUUGGGACACUUCUGGAGGAAUAAAGGCUCAGAAACUGGUGUCCUCAAGGCCCAUGGGCCUGCAAGUGGUGAUGCCUUGGAGACAACUGGGGAGGGACCUCAAAAGGGAAAGGACUUGGAGAGGAGAGACCACUAGAAAGAGGCCAGGCUUGGGAACCAGGCUGGAAGGAGUGAGCUUGUGCUUCCAUCGAAUGUGCUCUUGUGCCUUAGGGUCCAGCAGUUCAGGGAUGAGGGACAUUUUCUGAAUGUCUCCUAAUUUCUCUCAGGUCUUUGGCUCAGUGUCACCAAGUUUGACAGAGCCCUGCGUUCCAGAGGUUGCUAGAAGGGAGCAGCAUAUUGAGUAGGCUGGUGUCGAGAGUGGAGGCCUCCUUGAGGAAGGCUGCAAUGGUAGGGAUCUCAAGAGAGGGACCCAGUGGUCAGCGUAUCACCGGAUGACACUCCAUUCCUCCAAGAGAAUAAGUACAAGAACUGACUGAAGAAGUCAGUUUAAAACUGCCCUCCCUCCUCACCUAAAGUCAUUUUGGGAAGGAAUGUGUGUCCUUUAACUUUCAAGGGGAAACAGUCCAGUGUUUAAAAGCAUGCAUUUUGGGGUCUGGUACACAUUUCUAGCUUGCUACUUACCAGCUGGGUUUGACCUUGGUUGAUUCUUUUAACCGCUCUGAGUCUCGUUUUCCUUUAUUAUAAUAAUAUGUGGGGUGGGGGGUUGAAAAUAUCUACCUCAGGGUUGCUGGAUUAACUGAAAUAAUGUCUGUAAAGCUUUAGCACAGUGCCUGGCAAGCACUUAAUAAAUGGCUGUGGUGGUGGUGGUU
Messenger RNA from Peromyscus maniculatus bairdii (prairie deer mouse), 6240 nucleotides. RefSeq names its product hypoxia inducible factor 1 subunit alpha inhibitor (gene Hif1an). Gene Ontology annotation, cellular component: nucleus; cytoplasm. The record is from RefSeq and is a predicted model, not a curated record. Lineage: Eukaryota; Metazoa; Chordata; Mammalia; Rodentia; Cricetidae. Gene Ontology annotation, molecular function: ankyrin repeat binding; [protein]-asparagine 3-dioxygenase activity; peptidyl-histidine dioxygenase activity. Gene Ontology annotation, biological process: negative regulation of Notch signaling pathway.